AUGAAAAAAUGCGUCGAGAAGAACCCGAUCCCCCCUAUGCAGCCAGAGUGGUUUACGGCUAUUCUGCGCCUCAUUCCCAACAACUUGCGAAGCUCUGCCGAACUCAGGGCGUACAUCGAGGUCCUGUUCGAGGAGAUUGGGGACGAAUAUGUGCGCAGCAUUCGUAAGGGAAUCGUCAACCAGGUCCUACUAAAGCCCUCUGAGAAGGCGACCGAUGGCGGGACACCACGGUCAGCAUGCACGUCGGAGGCACUAAAUUCUGAGAGUGAGGUUCAAGCGAACCCUUGGAACAAGAGCUACAGGAAAGCUCGUGAGAAAAUCCGGAAGAACCUGUACAUCCUCCAUCCGACGAUGCUGACCGUGUUAAGGAUGUGUCAACACAGCCUCGGAGACAUGCUCGUAGACUGCACCCACUUCAGGGCUAAAGGUGCUAUUGAGAUAGACAGCAUGAAGAACACCAUUCUCUACGAGAUGGAAAAAGCUGAGGAGAGGCUAAUGCAUGGAUGGUAUCCCCAGAUCUUGGCUCUUUUUUCCGACAAGAACACGCUGGCUGGAAUCAAACCAGCUCAGCAGGAUCAGUUCUACAACGCUGUAACAGCACUAGUUGCUAAUCAGGUGAGAGGCAUGCUGCAGAGGACUCUCGCCGGCUGGAUGUCCCUGUACGCCGGCGCGCUCAUCGCUCAGGCACCGCUGCUGCGGUUGCAGCUCGUCUGUGACGAGGGUCGCAUGCAGUUCUAUCCGUCCUACGCCGACCUAGAGGGCGCCGUCGUCCACGUCGCCGUGCAGAUGACGCAGAGCAUGCAGCAGUCGGUGGCUUGCUGCUGGCAGAAUGUCUUGAGUCUGUCUCGGCUAGAUAUUAAUGUCAAGGAGAGGGCGUGGAGAGAUUACCAGGUGAGCGUAGAGAAUGCGAAAAGGCGACCCAGUACUCCUCCUAGACCACUCUUCCCCUCGUCAAUGAUGAGCCGCGAAAGAAAGCUGCGCCUCAACUACGAGCUGAUGAAAAAAUGCGUCGAGAAGAACCCGAUCCCCCCUAUGCAGCCAGAGUGGUUUACGGCUAUUCUGCGCCUCAUUCCCAACAACUUGCGAAGCUCUGCCGAACUCAGGGCGUACAUCGAGGUCCUGUUCGAGGAGAUCGGGGACGAAUAUGUGCGCAGCAUUCGUAAGGGAAUCGUCAACCAGGUCCUACUAAAGCCCUCUGAGAAGGCGACCGAUGGCGGGACACCACGGUCAGCACGCACGUCGGAGGCGCUCAAUUCUGAGAGUGAGGUUCAAGCGAACCCUUGGAACAGGAGCUACAGGAAAGCUCGCGAGAAAAUCCGGAAGAACCUGUACAUCCUCCAUCCGACGAUGCUGACCGUGUUAAGGAUGUGUCAACACAGCCUCGGGGACAUGCUCGUAGACUGCACCCACUUCAGGGCUAAAGGUGCUAUUGAGAUAGACAGCAUGAAGAACACCAUUCUCUACGAGAUGGAAAAAGCUGAGGAGAGGCUAAUGCAUGGAUGGUAUCCCCAGAUCUUGGCUCUUUUUUCCGACAAGAACACGCUGGCUGGAAUCAAACCAGCUCAGCAGGAUCAGUUCUACAACGCUGUCACAGCACUAGUUGCUAAUCAGGUGAGAGGCAUGCUGCAGAGGACUCUCGCCGGCUGGAUGUCCCUGUACGCCGGCGCGCUCAUCGCUCAGGCUCCGCUGCUGCGGUUGCAGCUCGUCUGCGACGAGGGUCGCAUGCAGUUCUAUCCGUCCUACGCCGACCUAGAGGGCGCCGUCGUCCACGUCGCCGUGCAGAUGACGCAGAGCAUGCAGCAGGUGCCCACUGUCCACUCGUGGUUGGCGGCCGGAGACAACCUGGUAAUGACGAGCAGUGGUCUGACCGAGAGCAUGGUCAGCGACGCUUGCGCGAUCCUGACGGCAGCCAUGCGGGAACACUUUGACCUUCCCGCAAAGCACUUGGAAUCGUACAUGCAAAAGUACGAUUUUAUCAUCAACGGGGAGGCUGACAGAAGAGUCGAUGCCUUCUUAGAGGAGGAGCACACGUUCGAGGAGUAUUGCCAGUUUUCGGAGGAGUUCAGGACCUUGGCCAAGGACAUCGCGGGCCAGUCGUCCAUCUACGAGACACAGGUGAUUCAGCUGGACUGCGAGGACCUCAAGCGUGGGCUCAUCGAUGCAGCGAUGAAACUCUCCACCCAGCUGCUUAACAGGGUCGCCAACGACCACAGCAAGGAAGUGAAGAGCAUCAUCGCGGAGUUUGUGGGCUUAGAGGAGCGGCUGACCAGACUGCCGGGCAACAGCGAGGAGAUGGUGGAGACGGUGAAACACGUCGAACACGUGAAGACGGUCGGCAUUCACAAGAUCAUCACGCGCAUGCAGGGGGUACAGCGGCAUCUAUUCUACCUGAUCGACUGCUACAGCUUCCAACGGGAGGAUAUCGACCGAAAUGCAGAGCUCAUACUCUGGCCCAAGAACAUACAGCCAAUAUUCGACAGGAAUGAAGAGAUCGUGAAGGAAGCUCAGCAGCAGAACGAGAGGCACCUCACCGAGAGGAGGGAGAAGGCCAUCCUCGAGCUGGAGAAGAUCCGCUACCGCGUCAAGGAGCUGGGCAAGUGUGGCGAGAUGGAGCUGAUGGGACAGUACCUGCAGGAUAUCCGCUCCAUGCAGAAGAAGCUGAGCGAGGUGGAGAGCGAGAUCGGCUGGAUUAACAGGGAAGAGGAGUUGUUCACGCAACCUCCGACAACAUUCCCAGUCAUGCGCGAGGUAACCGUGGCGAUGGAGCCAUACACGAAGGUCUUCACGGCGAUCGUCAAGUGGCAGCGAGCAGAGAAACGUUGGAUGGAUGGAGACUUCCUCAAGCUCGACGCGGAGGCCAUCGAGGCUGAGAUUGAGGACUACGCUCGUGACAUCACCAAGGUUCAGCGACUCUUCACAAAUCAGUGGGAUGCCAAGAAGACAGAGAUGCUAGCGAGUAAGUCGAAAAAGAAGGGCGAUAUCAUCUCGGAGGAGGAUGAAGAGGAAGACGAUUCCCCGCCUACAGUGCUGGCAGCAUGCCAGAAAGUUCGGGACAACAUUAGCGAUUUUAGGGAAUGCAUUCCGCUGAUCUCGACGCUGUGCAACCCCGGCAUACGCAAGCGGCACUGGCAGCAGAUGUCUGACCAGGUCGGACGCGACAUCACGCCGGACUCCGGCACGACCCUGCGCAAGGUUCUCAAGCAGAACCUGUCGAGUCAAAUGGAGAAGUUUGAGGCGAUCAGCGGCGCGGCGACGAAGGAAUACUCGCUGGAGAAGGCCAUGCAGAGGAUGAUGGACGAGUGGGACGAGGUGUCGUUCGCUCUGACCGCUUACCGCGACUCCGGCGUUCACAUCCUCGCCUCCGUCGACGACAUACAGAGCAUGCUCGACGACCAGAUCGUCAAGACGCAGACGAUGCGAGGCUCGCCAUUCGUGAAGCCCUUCGAGGCGGAGAUCCGCACGUGGGAGGAGCGGCUGCUGCGCACGCAGGAGACGAUCGACGAGUGGCUGAAGGUGCAGGCACAGUGGCUCUACCUGGAGCCGAUCUUCUCUUCGGAGGACAUCAUGAGCCAGAUGCCCGAGGAGGGCCGCAUGUUCAGCGCGGUCGACAAGAACUGGAAGGACGUGAUGAGGAACACGGCGAGGGACUCCAAGGUGCUGCCAGCAACAGGAUUGCCCGGCUUGUAUGAGAAGCUACUAGAGAGCAACCAGCUCCUGGACAAAAUCAAUAAGGGCCUGAAUGCUUAUCUAGAGAAGAAGAGACUGUUUUUCCCAAGGUUCUUCUUCCUCUCCAACGACGAGAUGCUGGAGAUCCUCAGCGAGACGAAGGACCCGCUGCGCGUGCAGCCGCACCUCAAGAAGUGCUUCGAGGGCAUCGCGCGGCUCGAGUUCGACCAGCAGCUCAACAUCCACGGCAUGUACAGCAGCGAGUGCGAGUUCGUGCGCUUCAGCCGGCCGAUAUCGACCGCGGAGGCGCGAGGCGCCGUCGAGAAGUGGCUGCUGCAGGUGCAGGACGUUAUGCUCAUGUCCAUCCGCGACGUUGUCGACCAGUCGCGCCAGGGCUACGCGGUCACUGCCCGUGACCAGUGGGUGACAGAAUGGCCUGGUCAGGUAGUCCUCUGUGUGGCGCAAAUCUACUGGACCGUGGAGGUCCACGAAGCUAUCCGCACAGGUCCGCAGGGCUUGAAGGAGUACUACGACAAGCUGAACCUUCAGCUGUCAGAGAUUGUGAAGCUGGUGAGAGGCAAGCUGUCCACGCAGGCGCGCAUCACCCUCGGAGCGCUGGUCGUCAUCGACGUGCACGCGCGCGAUGUCGUACUGGACAUGGCCAACAAAGGAGUCGCAUCUGAGAAUGACUUCCAGUGGUUGGCUCAGCUGAGGUAUUACUGGGAAGAUCUCAACUGCAAGGUGAAAUUGAUCAACGCCACCGUGAAGUAUGCGUAUGAAUAUCUGGGUAACUCUGGCAGACUGGUCAUCACUCCCCUGUAUAGGUUUAUUCGUUGCCUUGAUGCAUUUCAGUUCUUCAAGGGCUUGGCGUCAUCAGGUGCUUGGGCAUGCUUUGACGAGUUUAAUCGAAUUGAGUUGGAGGUGCUGUCUGUGGUUGCCCAGCAGAUCCUCUGCAUCGUGCGGGCGGUGCAGGGCAACGUCGAGACGUUCAUGUUCGAGGGGACGGAGCUGCGGCUCAACGCCAACUGCUACGUGUGCAUCACGAUGAACCCGGGUUACGCGGGUCGCUCUGAGCUGCCAGACAACCUCAAGGUGCUGUUCCGCACGGUCGCCAUGAUGGUUCCCGACUACGCGAUGAUCGGCGAGAUCUCGCUCUACUCGUACGGCUUCAUCGACGCGCGCGACCUCUCCGUGAAGAUCGUCACCACCUACCGGCUCUGCUCCGAGCUGCUCUCCUCGCAGUUCCACUACGACUACGGCAUGCGCGCAGUCAAGGCCGUGCUCGCCGCCGCCGGCAACCUCAAGCUGAAGUUCCCCGACGAGAGCGAGGACGUGCUGCUGCUGCGCUCGAUCCUCGACGUCAACCUGCCCAAGUUCCUCUCGCACGACGUGCCGCUCUUCGAGGGAAUCAUCUCGGAUCUGUUUCCGGGCGUCGCGCUGCCGGCGGCGGACUACCGCGUGUUUCUCGCGACGGCGCGCGAGGUCUGCGAGCGGCGGCGCCUGCAGCCGACCGACGUCUUCAUGCAGAAGGUCAUCCAGACGUACGAGAUGAUGAUCGUACGACACGGCUUCAUGUUGGUUGGUGAGCCGUUUGGAGGUAAGACACAGGUACUGCGUGUGCUCGCUGACACGCUCUCCCUGCUCAACUCACGCGACCAGGAUGAAGAGAAGGUCAUCUACAGAACGAUCAACCCCAAGUCCAUCACGAUGGGUCAGCUGUUCGGUCAGUUCGACCCCGUCUCACAUGAGUGGACGGAUGGAGUCGUCGCGAACACGUUCCGUGAGUUUGCGUCCGCGGAGACGACGGACAGGAAGUGGGUGCUGUUUGACGGUCCGAUCGACACUCUGUGGAUCGAGAGCAUGAACACUGUGCUGGACGACAACAAGAAGCUGUGCCUCAUGAGUGGUGAGAUCAUCCAGCUGUCCAACACCAUGAGUCUGAUCUUCGAGUGCAUGGACCUGUCGCAAGCGUCGCCGGCCACCGUCAGCCGAUGCGGCAUGAUCUACAUGGAGCCGACGACGCUCGGGUGGCGCCCUCUCAUGCAGAGCUGGCUGACGAGUCUGCCGGAGUAUCUGAGCGGCGCGCACGCUCAGUUGUUGGCGCUGUUUGAUUGGCUCGUCGACCCGUGCCUGGUGUUUGUCGCCAAGAGCUGUAAGUAUAAAUCAAGAGGCAAUUGGAAGCACUGGAAUGACUUGAUCAAGAAUAUUGAGGUCAGUGGCAAGAACGUCAGGGAUGUGAUCGUGCCAACGAUGGACACAGCUCGCUACACUUACCUCAUGGAUCUAUGCAUCAAGCACUCCAAGCCUAUUCUUUUUGUUGGCCCGACUGGGACAGGCAAGAGCGUGUACAUCCAGGAUAAGCUGAUGAAUGGCUUGUCCAAGGACGUUUAUCAGCCUUCCUUCAUCAACUUCUCUGCUCAGACGAGUGCGGCCCAGACCCAAGACAUCAUCAUGUCUAAGCUGGACAAGAGGAGGAAGGGAUUCUACGGGCCGCCCAUGGGAAGGAAGGCCGUGAUAUUCGUCGAUGACCUGAACAUGCCAGCGAGGGAAAUCUACGGCGCUCAGCCGCCGAUAGAACUGCUGCGCCAGUACUUUGACCACGGCAUAUGGUAUGACAAGAAGGACACGACGAAGAUCACGCUCGUCGACAUACAGUUUCUGUGCGCGAUGGGCCCGCCGGGCGGAGGCCGCAACCCCGUCACCCAGCGCUUCACGAGACACUUCAACCUGGUGACGAUCAACCCGUUCAACACGGAGACGAUGACGCGCAUCUUCUCGACCAUUGUCAGCCUCUACAUGAAGCAACAAGAGUUCUCGUCGGACUACUUUGCCAUCGGCACGCACAUGGUGUCGGCGACGAUGGAGAUGUACAAGUCGGCGAUGGCGCACCUGCUGCCGACGCCCGCCAAGUCGCACUACACGUUCAACCUGCGAGACUUUGCGCGCGUCAUCUACGGCUCGCUGCUCAUAAAGAAGGACCAGGUGGAGAAUAAGAAGGUGUUCACGCGACUGUGGGUACACGAGGUGUUCCGUGUCUUCUCUGACCGCCUAGUAGACGACGAUGACCGACAGUGGCUGUUCGAGACGACAAAAGUUUGCGUAAGAGACGAAUUCAAGGAUAACUUUGAUACGCUUUUCGAACAUUUAGAGGAAGAUGGUAAAGUGACCGAGAGCAGCAUGAGGAGUCUGAUGUUCGGCGCGUACAUGCGUCCGGACGCCGAGCCGGAGGACCAGGUCUAUGAGGAGGUGAAGUCCCUCGACGACUUCAACAAGGUUGUGGAGCGCUGCCUGGAAGACUACAACACCAUGUCCAAGUCUAAGAUGAAUUUGGUCAUCUUCAGACUUGGCGUGCGGCCGCUCGCGCUUCUAGAGGCGGGCAAGAACGCCGAGCUGAGUCCGAUGGCUCUCUACGCGUUCUUCGUAAACCACUGCCGACAGAACCUUCAUGUCGUCAUCGCGUUCAGCCCCAUCGGAGAGACGUUCCGCAACCGUCUGCGCCAGUUCCCCUCGCUCAUCAACUGCUAAUGACAACAGGCUUGGCCGGAAGAUGCGCUGGAGCGGGUGGCCAUCAAGUACCUGGAGGCUGUCGACAUGGCUGAAGCUGAGAAGCACGCCGCCGUCGAGAUAUGCAAGUACUUCCACAUGAGCGGCAGGGAGCUGUCCGAGAGGUUUCUCGCGAAGCUGGGCCGUCACAACUACGUGACGCCGACGUCCUACCUCGAGCUGAUCGAGUCGUUCAAGACGCUGCUGGGCAGGAAGCAGCUGGAGAUCAUGAAGGCGAAACGUCGCUACGAGGUCGGUUUGGAGAAGCUGGCGUUCGCCUCGUCCCAGGUAGCUGAGAUGCAGGCGGAGUUGGAACUGCUACAGCCGCAGCUCGUCAUAGCUUCGGGCGAGAACGAGAAAAUGAUGGUCAUCAUAGAGAAGGAAUCCGUUGAGGUGGAGAAGACCAGCGAAUUGGUGAGAAAAGAUGAGGCUGUGGCUAACGAGCAGGCAGCAGAGUCGCAGGCGUUGAAGGAUGAGUGCGAGAGUGAACUAGCUGAAGCCAUUCCUGCUCUGGAAGCUGCGCUGUCCGCCCUAAACACACUCAAGUAUGCGUUGUGGUCGCACGCGGCGACAGAGCUUCAGAACGUCUACGACAACCUGACGGGAGACGUGCUCAUAGCCUCGGGAGUGAUCGCUUACCUCGGCGCGUUCACCGCCGCCUUCCGGCAGGACUGCAUACGUGACUGGAUCCACACGACCAGGGCGAUGGGCAUCUCCUGCUCCGCGGACUUCUCUCUGAGUCAGACGCUGGGAGAGGCCAUCAAGAUUCAAGCGUGGAACAUUGCUGGCUUGCCCUGCGAUGCAUUCUCUAUCGACAACGGCGUCAUCAUCGCCAACUCGCGACGAUGGCCGUUGAUGAUCGAUCCUCAGGGACAGGCGAACAAGUGGAUCAAGAAUUCGGAGCGAGACAACAAGCUGAGCGUGAUCAAACUCACUGACCCGGACUACAUGCGAACACUAGAGAACUGCAUCCAGUUUGGUCAGCCUGCAUUACUAGAGAACGUUGGGGAGGAGCUUGAUCCAUCACUAGAACCACUGCUGCUGAAGCAGAACGGGACGCGUUUCCACAUCGACGCGAGGGAUGUUGCUGCGGGGCUGACAAGGGACAAGCGGAUGGGGUGUGCGUCGUUUGCUGGAAAGCACGAGUGGGCGCGCGAGACGGUCUCGGUACGAAACGGCAACGUCACGCGCGCAACACCGUUUCCGAUCUCGAACCCGUAUUUUUUCCUGCAGGUGGCAGUUAUGAAGAUAAUCCGUAAAGAUUACUGCACGAACCCGGAGUUUGACCCAACCAAGGUCGCGAAAGCUUCCUCUGCUGCCGAAGGUCUGUGCAAGUGGGUGUGCGCGAUGGAGAUAUACGACCGCGUCGCGAAGGUCGUCGCUCCGAAGAAGCUGAAGCUGAUGGAAGCUGAGGAGCAGCUGUCGACGACGAUGCAGCUGCUCAACACGAAGCGCGCCGAGCUCGCGGAGGUCGAGGCGAAGCUCAGCAACCUGAAGAAACAGUUCCACGAGGUUACAGAGAAGAAGAAGAUGCUGGAGUUCCAGGUGGAUCUAUGCGCAAAGAAGCUGCAGCGAGCGACAAAGCUUAUCGGAGGCUUGGGAGGGGAGAAGGAGAGCGCCGUGCUCUCUCAUCGUUUCAGGCCGGAGCUGGAGGAGGAGAGGCAGGCGCUGAUCAUCCAGAGCGCGGCGAAUCGCAAGCAGCUGAAGGAGAUUGAGGACAAGAUCCUGCACACGCUGUCCGCGUCCGAGGGAAACAUCCUCGAGGACGAGACGGCCAUCCAGAUCCUCGACAGCUCGAAGAUCCUCAGCGACGACAUCUCGAAGAAACAGAAGAUUGCCGAGCGAGUACUGGUACAUGGGAUCGAUGUUGCAAGGUCGGCUGUCGAGAAGAACAGGAUCGAGGAGUGCUUGGCGAUCGUCGGUGGCGCCGAGAUGAUCCGGCUCGGCGAGAGCGUGAUCGAGUACAGCCGCGACUUCCGCUUCUACGUGACGACGAAGCUGCGCAACCCGCACUACCUGCCCGAGCUGUCGACGAAGGUCACCUUGCUCAACUUCAUGAUCACGCCCGAGGGACUCGAGGACCAGCUGCUGGGCAUCGUCGUCGCCAAGGAGAGUGAGAGACCACUAGAUGGAGCCACACGGGUGGUCGUGUCGUCUCUUUGCAGCAACAAGUCGAAGAUUCUGGACCGGCGCCUGCUCUACCUGCAGGACCAUUUCACCUACAACCUGUACAGCAACGUGUGUCGCUCCCUGUUCGAGAAGGACAAGCUGCUCUUCUCUCUCCUGCUCUGCACCAACAUACAGCUUGCGAGGGGUGAACUGGACUACGCAGAGUUCACGUUCUUCCUGACCGGCGGCCUCGGACUGGAGAACAAGCUGAAGAACCCCGAUCCCAGCUGGCUGUCCGACCGCAGCUGGGACGAGAUAUGCCGCAUGUGUGAGCUGGAGCCGUUCCAGAACUUCAGGGCACACUUUGAGCAGCACGUCGAUGACUGGCGUCAGCUGUACGACAGCAAGUGAGCCGCAGAAGGCACCGCUGCUGCCGCCGUGGAGAAGAAACUCACCGAGUUCCAAAGAAUGAUCGUCAUCCGCUGUCUCCGUUCCGACAAGGUCGUCCCGCUGGUCACCGACUUUGUGGUCAGCAGCCUCGGCCAGAAGUUUGUGCAGCCGCCGCCGUUCGACCUCGCGAAGAGCUACAACGACUCGAACGCCUGCGCGCCGCUCAUAUUCGUGCUGUCGCCCGGCGCAGACCCGAUGGCCAGCCUGCUCAAGUUCGCCGAGGACAGGGGCUUCACGGGCGAAAAGUUCAACGCGAUAUCUCUCGGUCAGGGCCAGGGUCCGGUGGCCGCCGCUCUCAUCACGAGCGCGGUGCGAGACGGCACGUGGGUCGUGCUGCAGAACUGCCACCUGGCGGUGUCGUGGAUGCCCGCGCUGGAGAAGAUCUGCGAGGAGCUGAGCCCAGAGAAGGUCAACCCCGAGUUUCGCAUGUGGCUCACGAGUUACCCGUCGAAUAAGUUCCCGGUGGCAGUGCUACAGAACGGCGUGAAGAUGACCAACGAACCACCGACGGGUCUCAGAGCAAACCUGCUGCAGUCCUACAUGAACGACCCGAUCUCAGAUCCAGACUUCUUCUGCAGCUGCGGCGGGAAGCAACAGUCGUUUGAGAAGCUGCUCUUCGGGCUGUGUUUCUUCCACGCCCUCGUGCAGGAGAGAAGGAAGUUUGGUCCGCUCGGCUGGAACAUUCCCUACGGCUUCAACGACUCGGACCUCAGGAUCUCCGUCCGGCAGCUUCAGAUGUUCAUCAACGAGUACGACGAUGUUCCGUACGAGGCGAUCUCGUACCUGACGGGAGAGUGUAACUACGGCGGCCGCGUCACCGACGACUGGGAUCGCCGUCUGCUGCUUACGAUGCUCGCUGACUUCUACGACCCGUCUCUCAUCGGGGAGCCGAAGCACAAGCUGUCGCCGAGCGGGCAGUACUACGUUCCCGCGAAGGGCUGCCACGAGAACUACGUCACCUUCAUACAGAGUCUUCCGGCGACGCAGAGACCCGAGGUGUUCGGCAUGCACGACAACGUGAACAUCUCCAAGGAGCUGCAGGAGACGAAGGAGCUGUUCGACUCGGUGCUGCUGACGCAGGGCCAGCACGGCGGCGGCGGCGCGAGCAAGACCGACGACGUGCUCGCCGACAUCGCCAACGACAUCCUGUCCAAGCUUGGAACUCUCUACCACAACAAGGCACACUUUGAGCAGCACGUCGAUGACUGGCGUCAGCUGUACGACAGCAGUGAGCCGCAGAAGGCACCGCUGCUGCCGCCGUGGGAGAAGAAACUCUCCGAGUUCCAAAGAAUGAUCGUCAUCCGCUGCCUCCGUUCCGACAAGCCUGCUGUCGGUCGUGCGCAGCAGCCUACAGAGCGUGCAGAAGGCCAUCAAGGCCUGGUGUCGGUCGUGCGCAGCAGCCUACAGAGCGUGCAGAAGGCCAUCAAGGGUCUUGUCGUCAUGUCGUCGGAGCUGGAGGCGCUCUGCGGCAGCCUGCUCAUCGGCAAGCUGCCGGCGAUGUGGGCUAAGCGCAGCUACCCGUCCCUCAAGCCCCUAGGCAGCUACGUCAACGAUCUGCUGGAGAGACUGCAGUUCCUACAGUCGCAGGUGAUACCGAGGGACACGUCGGAUAAUGCGCCCGACGACGGCGUCUACAUCAACGGGCUGUUCCUCGACGGCGCGCGCUGGAACCGCGAGCAGGGCAUCCUCGGCGAGUCGCACGCGAAGCAGCUGUUCGACUCGAUGCCCAUCGUCUGGCUGAAGCCCGAGGUGAAGACGCGCAUGCGCGAGACGCAGGACAAGUACAGAUGUCCCGUAUACAAAACCAGUGAGAGAAAGGGUACGCUGUCCACUACCGGUCACUCGACCAACUACGUUCUACCGAUCUUACUGGACAGCGACCAGCCGGUGCAGCACUGGAUCAAGCGAGGUGUGGCGCUGCUUUGUCAGUUAGACGACUAGUCCCGUAUCGACCAUGCCUGUGUGUGCAGAGAUGUUGUUAUUGCCCUGUAUACGAUACGUGCUAGACUUUGACCACCCACUUCCGGUCGCUCACUGCACCCUGUAAAACUGUACUGCGAAUAUAUAUAUAUAUAAUUAUAUAUA
This is a messenger RNA of Priapulus caudatus, 11853 nucleotides long. Its product is annotated as dynein heavy chain 12, axonemal-like. Gene Ontology annotation, molecular function: minus-end-directed microtubule motor activity; dynein light intermediate chain binding; ATP hydrolysis activity. Gene Ontology annotation, cellular component: dynein complex. Gene Ontology annotation, biological process: microtubule-based movement. The record is from RefSeq and is a predicted model, not a curated record. NCBI's taxonomy places the organism in Eukaryota, Metazoa, Priapulida, Priapulimorpha, Priapulimorphida, Priapulidae. The transcript has 76 exons.